CGUUCUUAGUUGCGCUUUAGAUAGCGCAUUGUGUGGAUGUGGAGUGUGGUUUUGUGUAGUGAUUUUGUUCGAUAUUUACGUAGUUUUAGUGAAAAACACGCGAAAAAUGUCGGGUAACUCAUCACAAGGUAAAAGACAACCGCCGAGGCAACUGAGGGAGAGGAAACAAAAAAAGCUUUAUUCAGAAGACUGGGCACUAAACGAGGAAGACAUCGAAGGUCAGAGAACGUUCAAUUUGCAAGAAAAAUUAGAAGAUCCGUCAUUCGGAGCUCAAAAUAUAGUUAAGGAAAUGCAUGGCAAUGAACUUAAUGUUGCAUAUUUUCAAAGGCACGGAUUCAGUACGCCUUUGUUGUUCAAAGAAAAGACUGGACUAGGUCUACGUGUACCGACAUCAAAUUUUUCCAUAAAUGACGUCCGAAUGUGCGUCGGAUCUAGAAGGGUGUUAGACGUUAUGGAUGUCAAUACUCAAAAAAAUAGUGAAAUGACUAUGAAAGAUUGGCAGAAAUAUUACGAAGAUCCAGAGAAAGAUAGACUCUUAAAUGUGAUAUCAUUAGAAUUUUCCCAUACUAAGUUAGAAAAUUAUGUACAAAGUCCCACUGUAGUAAGACAAGUUGACUGGGUAGAUUGCGUGUGGCCGAGACAUUUGAAAGAGAGUCAAAUAGAAGCAACAAAUGUUCUUGAAGAAAUGAAAUAUCCAAAAGUUCAAAAAUACUGCCUUAUGUCUGUUAAAGGUUGUUACACAGAUUUCCAUGUAGAUUUCGGUGGGACAUCUGUUUGGUAUCAUAUUUUGAAAGGGGGAAAAGUAUUUUGGUUAAUACCACCUACAGAGCACAACUUAGAACUCUAUGAACGUUGGGUAUUGUCUGGAAAACAAUCCGACAUUUUCUUUGGCGACACUGUAGAAAAAUGUGCAAGGAUAAUUCUUCAGGAAGGCAACACUUUUUUUAUACCUACAGGCUGGAUUCAUGCUGUGUAUACGCCUGUUGAUUCACUUGUAUUCGGAGGAAAUUUCCUUCACUCUUAUGGAAUUGAAAAACAGUUGAAAAUUGCUCAGGUCGAGGAUACCACCAAAGUCCCACAGAAAUUUCGGUAUCCCUUUUUCACUGAAAUGUUGUGGUAUGUGCUGGAGCGAUAUGUACAUUGCUUAUUAGGAAAUUCACAUCUAACCACUGGACAAGAUGCACCUAUACCUCCUGAUAGGCCUCAUGUACACCUCACUCAAGCUGAAUUACAUGGUCUCAAGGAAAUUGUAUUAUACCUGCAUAUGCUUCCACCAAAUAAAAAGAAUGUUCCCGACUUACUGAAGGACCCUAUAUCACUCAUACAAGAUGUAAGAACACUCAUUGGUUUACACAGACAGGAUAAUAGGGAUAUGGCUAUUACAGGACGAGCCAUUCUGGCAGUUCCAGAAGACCAAGAGAACAAAUCAAAAAUAAUUAGCCCAAGGGGACCAUAUAAUAAAGGAAACCAAGUGAACAAGUCUUCUAAACAGGGAGUGUUCAAGGGGCCCAAAUCGUCUGAAAAGGGAGGGCCAAGAAGAAGACGAACUAGGUGUAAAAAAUGCGAAGCAUGUCAACGGAGCGAUUGUGGUGAAUGCAGCUUUUGUCUCGACAUGGUGAAGUUCGGAGGUCCUGGUAGAGCAAAGCAGACAUGCAACAUGCGACAAUGUCUUCAACCGAUGCUACCAGUUACGGCAGCUUGUGCUUACUGUGGAUUAGAUGGAUGGAUGCAGACUCCAGUGACCCCAUUACAAAAAGGUCCCCAACGUUGUGAGAGCGCCAGUAACCUCAUGGAAUGUUCUGUCUGCUACGAAAUUGCCCAUCCAUUGUGCGUCCAACGUCUUUACCCAGAAUUUUCCGGGUACAUCAACGAAGAUAUGCCAAAUUCUUGGGAAUGUCCGAUUUGUUGUAAGCUAGGCAAAAAUACAGACUAUAGACCUCGUCAUUUUCGCGCCAGACAAAAAUCGUCAGACAUGCGCAGAAUGUCGAUAAGUUCAGAUGCUUCUAGUGCUUUUGACAAUAAACACCACCAAGAACAAAUGUCCGAUUCGGGAAGUGAAAGUGAGCAAAGAGACAAUAAAGAAUUGCUACCUAUCAAAAAACGAAGAUCGAGUGAAUGUGCAGAAGUCGAAACAAAAACUGUACCAGUAAGUGAUCCUCCAAGAAAAACAGCUUUCAGGAUGCAGCUAGCGCAUCAGAUAGUCAGUAAUUCUACUAAAAUACUCAAGAAACCAAUGGUGGUAGUUAGACCCGCACCUAUCAUGAUGGUGAACCCAGUAUCCACUAAUAACCUUGCUAUGGAUAAACGUUGUCUACUCCAAGUUUUCAGAUAUUUGUCCCCAAAGGACUUGCUUACUAGCUCUUUAGUGUGUAAAACGUGGGCCACCUUCACCGUAGAUCCUUCAUUGUGGAAGAGAAUGGUUUUUAGCCGUAAACAGAUAUCAUCAGAUAUACUGAAGGGCAUCGUUAGGCGACAACCUGAAAUACUUCACUUGGACUGGUGCCAUGUUAACAAAUUUCAACUACCGUGGUUAAUACAGCGACUGAAUCAACUAAUAGAACUGUCACUAGUGAGUGUGAAUGUAAAGACUGCCAUAUCCUUGCGUACUAAUCAUUCGGCAGUACUUCAAGUGUUAGAUUUGAGUUUUAUAUCUGACUUCAGUGAUUCUGCUCUACGCGAAAUUCUAGGUCCAAACAAUGACUCUAGGACAGGACUAUCAACAGAAAAAAUCCGAUUUCGGAAUUUGAAAACUCUUAAACUUGCUGGAACUGACAUAACUGAUAUUGCUAUGCGAUAUGUCACGCAAUAUUUACCUAGUUUGCAACAUUUGAGUUUGAGUUCAUGUCCGAGAAUUUCGGAUGCAGGUAUAGCACAGCUUUCAACGAAACCAGCUAAAACUGUCACAAACUUGAUUAGUCUUGAUUUGAGUCAUGCCAAGCUGGUAACUGAAAAUAGUUUAGAGCAUUUGUCCAAAUGUGAAAAGUUAACAAGAUUAGAUUGUCGACAUGCCUUACAAAUUUCUACCCAGGCCCUCAUUAAAUUUGCUGCUAAAAGUGAACAUAAUCUGCAGGUUAAAGAUAUCAAACUUGUUGAUGUCAGGCAAAGGGUUUGAAUAUAUGGCAUAACAUUAGAUUAAUGAGGAAAUAUAUUUUGUCCAAAGUUCUUGACUGAUUGAAAUAUAAAGACGAAAUGAGCAGAAUUGUAAGGAAUGUCAAUUUUUUUGGAUUAUGUCAGUAUUUAUCAUUUGUCUCAUUUCUCCAACUCAAAGAACCAAGUGGAAGGUAGACCUGAAAUCUCUGGCGUAGAAUACAUCCAAAACAAGUACUGUCCCCAAAGCCAACUGCAACACUCUUCUCAACGCACAUUUCACCAACCAAGGUGGCGUCUUCAGGAGAUGAAGUAGACUGGUACCUAGUACUUCUAGUACCUAGUACUUCUAGGUACUAGAAGUACUAGGUACCUAGUACUUCUAGGUGAAAGUACUAGGUACCUAGUACUUCUAGAACCAGUCUACUUAGAAGUAGUAAUAGUACUUGCUUUGGACAAAGAAGCAAAUUAUUCCUAAAGAUAUCAUUUUUUUAAAUUUGUGAAGUAGUACUCCAGACCUUUUUUCAAUAAUUAUUUUUAUCCUAACGUAAAUUGAGUUUUCAUAAGAGAAAUUACAAUUACAAAAAAAUCUACAGUAAAGAUUGGAAUUAUAUUUAAACUUGGGAAUAUACCUACAAUAAAAGACUGAAUAUUGGCAGCUGAGAAAUGAACUGAUUCAUCUUUUUUUCUGUGUACCUUCUUCAAUUUAAGGUUGGGUACACUUAAACAUAUAUGAGUAGUCUGCCGUGUAGAAACUUGAAUACAAAUUGUCUUUAAAAUUCCUUUUCAUAAACUAAGUUUAUUUUACAAUUUUUAACAAAAUGUAUUUUAGAAUAAUGAAAAACUACGGUGCAUGUUCGCUACUUCAGAUUCUCAUUUCAGCAAAAUCUAUUCUCCAAGACAGGAAAGUUUAAAGGACCUGUUCUAUUUAGAGACUUGACAUAAGGAAAAGUCGAUGUUGUGACAUUUUUUCACACAAAAUUUUGCAAUAUGAGUAGAGUAAGGUAAUUCAUUGACCAUUUUGAACACAAUAUAAAUUUAUGGCAAGUCAGGCAGUGUCACAACUUAAUAUAUGUGUUUAUGAUACACAAAAAGAAAUUUAUCCACAUCAAAAGGGAACAAAUAUUAUAUAAUGAUAACACUUCCAAAAUACAAAUAAUGAAGUUAUAAAACAACAAAAAAUAAUUGGCGGCUCGGAGCGACUUCAUUUCAGCUGUAGGAAAACCCGGAAAAACCUGCAGCACCACAUCAUCUGAAGAUCUUGAUAUGCCAAAAUAAAAUCAACAAAACAUAUUUUGCCAAAUUCUGUAAACAUAAAAAAAAACAAUAUUAGAGGGGUUGGAGUUUUGACAAAUCAAGAAUUUGAUGUAGCGAAAUUUUUCUGUUUUUGGAGUUGAAAGCAUUCUCAGAUAUAUAGUUUAAGUAAGGUAAUUUCUCUUGGUUAUUAAAUAAUUCUCAUCUUCUAUUGAUGAUUGAAUUUUUCAGCAGAAUAAUGCUUAUUUUUAUACCGCAAAAUCUGAACCUAAAGAUACCAACAAUUUUUACUUUCAAAUUUUCAGUGAAAAUGUUGUAUACUUAUGUAGUAACCAAACACAGAUCCAAGUCCUAAUAAAAAUUAUCCUCUUCUGUUAUGGACUUUAUUUCUGUGAUGUUCAAAAUAACUGAGUUCAGUAAAUUCAGUUUUACGUAUUUUUAUGUAUGUACCAAAGUUUGUAAUAUUAUGUUUUUAUAUGUGAUGAAAAUACUUUUUUAUGUAUGUGAGUUAUUAAGAGUUACGUUAAAUGUAUGAUUUGAUGAAUACUUUUUCAAUGUUUCAGAACGUUCUUUAUUUUGUGCAAUUUAAUAGAGAAGCACUUGUAUAAAAGUAUUACUAGGCAGUAGAAAAAUAUAUUUUUCGUUUAAUUUGUAUAAAUUUAUAGCAAAAUAAAUUUUUCACUUAAGA
Messenger RNA from Leptinotarsa decemlineata (Colorado potato beetle), 5029 nucleotides. It is a transcript of the gene Kdm2, whose product is annotated as Lysine demethylase 2. Lineage: Eukaryota; Metazoa; Arthropoda; Insecta; Coleoptera; Chrysomelidae. Gene Ontology annotation, molecular function: zinc ion binding; DNA binding; protein binding. The record is from RefSeq and is a predicted model, not a curated record.